UCUGCGUGGCCGGCGUGUCUUCUUCUCCUCACUGGGUUAAGGACCAGUAUAACGUUACCGAGCCACCGUGUAUGAUAGCCGCAGCGUGUCUUGCUCGUAGUUUUUCCACCGCUGGACUGCUCUCUGAAACCGCAGGUUAUGCCACCCGAAAGACUUCCUGGAUCCCCAGCCGUGAAAGAGAAGGGCUGAUCCCCGUCCUCCCCCAGGUUCCUGCGGCUUUGCACCCCAACUUUCCUUCCUUCCCUCUCCUGCUUAUUCCCUUCUCCCAACCGCACUAACCCCCACCCGACUCCUACACCCACACCCGACCGUGCCCCCGCCCCCCCCGGUCAUCCUUUACCUCACGGACUGUUGGUCCAGUCACAUCCCUCUCCGCAGCGUCUCCAUACCCAGGCUCUCUGUUGAGUCUUACUCCAGCCACGCUAGCCGUCUCUUCUGCAGCCCCCUGCCCUCGUCAUAGAGCUAAUCUCCCCCCACUGGCUGCACGCCAGGCCCCAUGGCUACAGGAGGUCAUGCCCCAGAGAUAGAUGUGUUGAUCAACCUACAACAGGUGAAGGUGGAGGAGGAAGAUGAGGAAGGGUCCAUGGAGGAACUGGAGGAAGAGGAGGAGGAGGAGAACUGGGAGAAAGCCCUGUCUGUGGAGCGCUUUGGAGACAUCAUCAGUGACUCUGCUUCUACCAGUGGAGACAGGAUGGGUCGACACUACACUGAGAAAGACUUUGAAUAUCACAGACACUCAUUUCACCAUACGCACCACCCCUUAUCCACCCACCUGCCCCUGGCCCAGCGUUUACGCAAGAGGGUGCACAGCACGGACCGAAGGCGCAAGAAGAAACGGAAGAAAAGGAAGACCUCUCUGCCCCCCUCCGAUGUUACACCCACCAUCCACGAGGUAGACGAGGAAGAGGCCGAGUCUGAGACGGAUGGACAGGGAAUGGCUGCCACCCCCGCAGAGCUACCUGACAUCCAACUACAGUUUAGUUUGGGGAGCCAAGAGGACUUGGAGGAACCUCUCCCGCUCACUGCCUUCCACAAGGAAAACGAAGAACAUCCAUUGUCGAGGCGAGCCACACCCGCUCUGAUAGAGGGGGAGGCUCAUAAUGGGGGAGCUGCUGUUCUCGGAUCGAACGAGGAGCUGCGUGGAGAGGAAGCGGCUUGCAACAGUGUUCCCCCAGGAUCACACCCCUCGAGAUUAAACACGACCCGCGGCUGGUUCCGUAGGAAGCCCGUCCACCAUCGUGUGGCGGGCGCCCAGCGGAGCAACUAUGACCUGCGGGAGCGGAUCUGCAUCGGCAGCAUGACGGCUCUGGAGACGGCCGUCUACCAGCAGGUGCCCACUGAUGAGGCCGAGGCCCAGAUGUUGGCCAGCGCCGACCUGGAUGACAUGAAAAGUCACAGAUUUGAGGACAACCCUGGCGUGAGACGCCACCUGGUGAAGAAGUCCUCACGAUGUCUGGUGACCCGAGGCAGCAACAGUUCCAUACCACUGAGCAGCCUGAAGAAGAAGAAGAGAGCAGCAGAUAAGAAAACACACGAGUUGUUUGUAGAGCUGAACGAGCUAAUUGUGGAUAAGGACCAUGAAAUGCGUUGGAAGGAGCGGGCCCGCUGGAUCAAGUUUGAGGAGGAUGUGGAGGAGGAGACAGACCGCUGGGGCAAACCACAUGUGGCCUCCCUCUCCUUCCGCAGCUUGCUGGAGCUCCGCCGCACCAUCACACACGGUGCCAUCCUUCUGGACCUGGAGCAGAACUCUCUGCCCGGGAUCGUCCAUCUGGUGGUGGAGACGAUGAUCAUCUCUGAUCAGAUCAGAGCCGAGGACAGAGCCGGUGUUCUCCGGGCUCUGCUUCUCAAACACAGCCAUCCGAGCGAUCUGAAACAUUUUUUUCACCGCCACCACUCAUCCAGCAGUCUUCAUGGCAGCUUCAAUCACAACAACGUCCCAGACACCAAUCUGCCGCUGGUGGCCGAAGAGCAGGAGGAGCACCCAGAUAGCAAAGGGCCGGUAUACGACCCAAAGCAAGACGUCUUUGUCACCCUGUUUAAAUCUCUCCACCCUCUGCCUCCUGAGAGCCAUCCAGCUGCAGCCAGAUCGCUGAAACUCCUCGCCAAGAUUCCCAAAGAUGCCGAAGCUGUCAUUGUUUUAGUUGGCUGCAUGGAGUUUCUGGAGCAGCCGGCCAUGGCCUUUGUCAGGUUGAAUGAGGCAGUCAUUCUGGAGUCCGUCCUGGAGGUCCCCGUCCCUGUCCGCUUUAUUUUCGUCCUGCUUGGUCCCACCCAGUCCAACGUGGACUAUCAUGAGAUUGGACGCUCCUUCUCCACUCUCAUGUCUGACAAGAACUUCCAUGAGGUGGCCUAUUUCGCUGACGACAGACAGGACCUCCUGAAUGGUAUCAAUGAAUUCUUGGACUGCAGCAUCGUCAUUCCACCGUCAGAUGUGGAGGGCAAAGACCUCCUGAAGACAGUGGCCGACUUCCAGAAGCAGAUGCUGCGCAAGAGAAAGGAAAGAGAACUCAAGAAGCAGCACUCCUCAUUGGGAAUGGAGCUCAACAAUAAAGAGGUGAGUCCAGAGGAGGAGGAGGAGGAAGACCAGGAGGUUGACCCAUUAAAACGCUCAGGGAUCCCUUUCGGAGGCCUGAUCCACGACAUCCGCCGCCGCUACCCGCAGUAUGUCAGCGACCUCAAAGAUGCAUUGGACAUGCAGUGCGUUGCCGCCGUCAUCUUCAUCUACUUUGCUGCGCUGUCGCCCACUAUCACCUUUGGAGGCCUGCUGGGAGAAAAAACAGAGGGCAUGAUGGGAGUGACUGAGCUUAUUGUGUCUACUGCAACUCUUGGAGUUAUUUUCUCGCUGCUUGGUGGUCAACCCCUCCUCAUCAUAGGCUUCUCAGGACCCUUACUGGUGUUUGAAGAAGCCUUCUACAAGUUCUGUCAGGCCCAAAACUUUGAGUACCUAACAGGCCGUGUGUGGAUUGGUUUCUGGCUCAUCUUCAUCGUCCUGGUGAUUGUGGCAGCAGAGGGCAGCUUCCUCGUUCGCUACAUCUCACCCUUUACCCAGGAGAUUUUUGCUUUCCUCAUCUCCCUUAUCUUCAUUUAUGAGACUUUUUCGAAACUCUUCAAGGUGUUUAAGGAACAUCCACUGAUGUCAAUGUACCCCAGUGACUCCACCCCAGCUACUGAGCUUCAACACGUUGAUGGCACCAUCUUAAACCAGCCCAACACUGCUCUUAUGUCUAUGGUCCUCAUGAUGGGCACUUUCUUAGUGGCUUUCUUCCUCAGGAAAUUCAGAAACAGUCGGUUUUUAGGUGGCAAGGCCAGAAGAAUCAUUGGUGACUUUGGCAUCCCCAUCUCAAUUCUAUUUUCAGUGUUGGUGGAUUACUCCAUUACUGACACGUACACGCAGAAACUGAAUGUGCCGCCAGGCUUCUCAGUCACCUCCCCUCACAAGAGAGGCUGGUUCAUCAGUCCCUUUGGGGACAAGCAUCCCUUUCCCACCUGGAUGAUGGGAGCGUCCAUUGUACCUGCCAUUCUCGUCUUCAUCCUCAUUUUCAUGGAAACUCAGAUCACUUCAUUGAUAGUCAGUAAGAAGGAGCGUCGCUUGGUCAAAGGCUCGGGCUUCCACCUGGAUCUUCUGCUCAUCGUCAUCCUGGGUGCCAUCAGUUCUCUCUUCGGCCUGCCGUGGCUCACGGCGGCCACUGUGCGCUCCGUCACUCAUGUCAACGCCCUCACCGUGAUGAGCAAGGCCACGGCGCCCGGCGAGAAGCCGAUGAUCCAGGAGGUGAAAGAACAGAGGCUGACCGGCCUUCUUGUGGCUGUUCUUGUCGGUAUGUCCAUAGUGAUGACAAACGUCCUCCGCCUCAUCCCUCUGGCUGUGCUCUUUGGCAUCUUCCUGUACAUGGGGGUCACCUCUCUGACAGGCAUCCAACUGUAUGAACGCAUCACACUGAUGGUCACGCCAGCCAAGCAUCACCCUGACCACAUCUACGUCACCAAGGUGAAGACAUGGCGUAUGAACAUGUUCACCAUCAUCCAGUUGGCGUGCAUCGUGGCUCUGUGGGUAGUGAAGUCUACCAACGCCUCGCUGGCGUUCCCCUUCGUCCUCAUCAUGACGGUGCCGCUGCGCCGCCUCAUCCUUUCCAGGAUUUUCGAGGAACGUGAGCUCCAGGCGCUGGAUUGCGACGAGGAUUCUCCCAACUUUGAUGAAGAUGGACGAGAUGAGUACAACGAGAUCCACAUGCUUGUAUAAACUUAAAAUUGGACCCAGCCAGUAGGACUUCCUCCGCCCUCCAGCUCUGACCAAUCAGAGCAAGUCUCUUCGGAAACCUCUGCGUUUUUGGGUAAUGGUGACACAUCAAAAGGGAGCUACCAUAAUGGUGUUGUAAAAUAUACCAAAAGCUAUGGCUGGAUGAUCACUCCUUACCUUUAGUUUAUUCCAGUUUUUUUUUAAAGAGCACCCCUAUCUGUGGUGGUGGUGGUGGUGAUGUGUUACCCUCCCUGAGGCCAGAAAAUAACUCUAAGCACCCUACCUGAAGUGGACAAAACUAGCAACACUGACACGAACACUUUAUCCAACUUUUUAUCCUAUUUAUCCCUUUAAUUAGUCUGCAGGUUCUGGGCAUAAGUGCAAUGAUGAUGGUGAGCUCUAGGACUACAGCAGGCCGGAUCAUUUAUUUAGACUUAUUUUUGUCCUGGAAGCGGGAAAUAGGGUCAAUUUGCUUUCAUAUAAUUUAAUUCAGGAAGCAGAUUUUAAUCAAAAUUCAUAAUUGUUCGUUUGAAUUGACCCUAAAACUCGAAGCCCAGAAUUCCACUCCGUCUGUGUCGUUUAGCUGCCUUUUUUCCUUUAAACUAUUGCCAUUUCCUAUAGGUUGCAAUGAUGUGCAAACAAGGAGUUAAGUAGUCCUUUUCCUUUCUGUACAAACUUUUAGUAAUGAGCACUUUGACUGGGCAAAAGUUCACUUUUGCCGCUGCCAACUGAGCUCCCUGGCACAAAGCCUCCUCUCUAAAUGUAGUCUCCCCUUGAAGCCAAAAUCUCUGCAGAGACUGUGCAAGCCUCUUCAAAGGGCCGUUACUGUACUUUGUUAGGUGUUUAAUGGCCAACAUGCCAGUCCACUGACCCCCACUAUUGUCACCUUGGAUGUAUAAGUAAAUAGCUAAGAUGGUGUCAACCCUAUUUUUCUACUGUGUUGUAUAUCUAUUUAUUUUGUGACCUUUGGACUUAAUGCCAUGCCAGAUUAUCAGCGAUGUUUCGACUCUGAAAGGCUCAAAGUGCUGUAAGAGUUAGUUUAAACUAAAAAGGAACAUUGUAUAAAUUGACACAUUCAGACAUCAUUCAUCCGUUCUUUCACCUUCUCUGCGAUAUUUCCAUGGUGUGGUGCAUUUUUCAUGUCGUGAAUAAUAUAACACACUUGCGUGGAACAGCAUAGAAACUAAGCAAACACACAAGCACUGAAAACGCUGGGGAACAGUUGAGUGUUGGCAGGAUGUAUGAAUGAUGUAUUGUACAGUAAGACUGCGAGCUUGCAAUUACAAUGUACCAUCUGUGUUCAGAGUUUUUUUUUUUAUUUUUUUUUUAAAUACCCAGAGAUUUAGUUUUCACCUAUAUUGCGAGCCCACUGUAGGAUUUUAAUGGCCACUGAGUCAUGACUGCGGUAAACAGAAACCUUACUUCUGCCACACACAAACACCAGUCGUUUGAACUACUGUACAUAGAAAUGACACAUUUCAUAAGUGACUUAAUCAUUCAGUAACAAGUUGUGCACAGAUGUGCUCUUAUUUAAGAAGAAGAGGAAGUCAUUGAUGUGAUUUUAGGAAAAGGCCAGUGAGUUAGACUCCACUCUGACACACUUUCCUCUCCAAAUACUGCAUUUUGGAGCAUUCUUUGGAUGUUAGAAGAUAGAAGAAAAAGGUUUCUGCACACUGUCACUAUUCCCAAAUUCAGUAUUUAGUGUGUAAAAAUGACAAUUUCAGAGUAAAUAGUAUGCAGAGUCAUUGUCCUGCGUGUUCACCUCUACACUGUAUCUGCUGCGAUGGAUAAAGACAUUUAAGGUGGAAUCAGUAAAGACAAAGCUGAAGAGGUUUAUGUAAAUAACUAUUAAAUAUAACAAAAAAAGAAGAAAAAAACCAUAAUGUUUUCUUGUGUUCGCCUGAUUAUAAUGAUUACUGCUGCAGGCAUACAAUCAACAACAUUAAACUAAAAAGUGCUAAAAAGUGAAGCACAGAUUAUGACAAUCCCAAAAGUACAUUUAAAAAAAAAAAAAAACGGUUACAGUUUACUUGAA
Molecule: messenger RNA, 6266 nt
Organism: Perca fluviatilis (European perch)
Lineage: Eukaryota; Metazoa; Chordata; Actinopteri; Perciformes; Percidae
Gene: slc4a3
Product: solute carrier family 4 member 3
Exons: 23
Coding region: 497-4234 (1245 amino acids)
Biological process (GO): monoatomic anion transport; bicarbonate transport; transmembrane transport
Cellular component (GO): plasma membrane
Molecular function (GO): monoatomic anion transmembrane transporter activity; solute:inorganic anion antiporter activity
Source: RefSeq, a predicted model, not a curated record